Ostreococcus tauri is the source of this 1563-nucleotide messenger RNA. RefSeq names its product Rubisco LS methyltransferase, substrate-binding domain. Gene Ontology annotation, molecular function: protein-lysine N-methyltransferase activity. The record is from RefSeq and is a predicted model, not a curated record. The transcript has a single exon. Gene Ontology annotation, biological process: peptidyl-lysine monomethylation. Bases 1 to 1563 code for a protein of 520 amino acids. NCBI's taxonomy places the organism in Eukaryota, Viridiplantae, Chlorophyta, Mamiellophyceae, Mamiellales, Bathycoccaceae.
AUGUCGCGCGUCGCGAGAGGGUCUCAGACGACGCUGAAGGGCGCGAAACGUUCGCCCGCGACGCAGAAUCGCUCGCCGUCGUCCCGGUCGCGGACGAUUCGAGCGCGCGCCGUCGCCGAUGCGAACGCCGUCGUGGCCGUGGAAGACGCGAGAGAGCUCGCGGCGUGGUUAUCGUACGAUAAGGGUGUCGACGCGAGCGCGCUGGCGUUCAAGGAGGACGCGAAGGGCGGGGUGAGGGUGAUCCUCAAGGCGGAUGCCGAGGCGGGCGCGACGGCGCUUCGCGUCCCGCAGAGCGCCGCGGUGACGAGUGUUGACGUCGGUGAGCAUCCGAUUGUGAGUGAAUUAGCGAGUGGACGACCAGAAUUGAUCGGUCUGGCGCUAUGGCUGUGCGCGGAGCGGAUUAAGGGAGGGGCGAGCGAGUGGGCGCCAUACGUGAAGACUUUGCGGGCGAAUCCAGACGCACCGCUGUUUUGGACCGACGCGAAGGAUUUCGCGUUGUUGAAGGGGUCACCCGUCGCCGCGGACGCGAUCGAGCGAUCGAAGAGUGCGAGAACUGAGUAUGCGUCUAUCACGGAGGUGAUCAAGAGCGAUCCAAGCUCAUAUCCUCCUGAGGCGUACGAGUUCCUGACGGAGGCGCGCUUCGUGGAUGCCCUGGCGACCGUUUGUGCCAAGGCGACGUGGUUACCGACGGCGCAAUGCUACGCCCUAGUGCCGUUGUUGGACGUCAUCAGUAUAGGUGGGGCUCCCGUACCGGGUGUCCUUCCUCCCUCGGCUUCGGACGGCGUGGUUCGAUGCGGACCGGCGGAUUACGACGUUGACACUGCGAGCGUAGUCCUCCGAUGCGCCACUAAGGCGGCGGCAAACUCCGAGGUCAUUCAGCUCGAUGCCUUGCAGAGAAACAACGGCGAACUCUUCCUAAACACCGGUUACGUCGAUCAGAAGCAUCCCGGGGACUACAUUUACAUGAAAACAGACAUCCAAACCUCCGAUCGACUGUUCACGGCGAAGAAGCAAGUGUUGGAGGGCAUGGGAUUCACCGCAGCGGAUCAGUACUUCCCGGUGUACAAGGAUCGAAUGCCGACGCAGCUGUACUCUUACCUUCGCUUCUCUCGCGUCCAAGAUCCGGGCGAGAUGAUGGCAGUCUCCUUCGAGGAGGAUAAGAUAGUUUCGGUGAUGAACGAGUACGAAAUCCUACAGAUUCUCAUGGGCGACUGCAGGGAGUUGAUGGCGGAGUACGACACGAACGAGGAGGACGAGCUCAACCUGUUGAAGCUCUCGGACCAAAUGCCCGUGCGAGAGAUCGAAGCAGCGAAACUGCGGAUGUCUGAGAAGAAGCUCAUCGGUGCGACGAUGAACGCGGUCCGUAAGCGUCUGGCACCGAUUCGAGGGAUCCCAACAAAGCAAGGAAUGGAAGACCCGAACCAGGAUCUGCUGGACAUUUUCAACGCAAUUGAAAGCAUUCCCAACAAGCCGAAGGAGAUGUUUGAAGAUUUUAAGAAAUGGGCGCGCGGUGAUUACGAAGACGAACUUCCGCGCGGGGGCGGCGGAGGUGGAUGUGGAUAG